Messenger RNA from Euleptes europaea (tarantolino), 928 nucleotides. RefSeq names its product RAP2C, member of RAS oncogene family (gene RAP2C). The transcript is spliced from 3 exons. The coding region runs from base 91 to 642 and encodes 183 amino acids. NCBI's taxonomy places the organism in Eukaryota, Metazoa, Chordata, Lepidosauria, Squamata, Sphaerodactylidae. The record is from RefSeq and is a predicted model, not a curated record. Gene Ontology annotation, molecular function: GDP binding; GTPase activity; GTP binding. Gene Ontology annotation, biological process: Rap protein signal transduction; negative regulation of cell migration. Gene Ontology annotation, cellular component: plasma membrane.
CUUUUCCUCUGUCGCCCCCCUAAACCCACCAGCUGCUCCCCGGUUUGCAGCAUUCCUGUUUUAUGCUGUGCAGAGGGAAAGACAGCGCCCAUGAGGGAGUACAAAGUCGUGGUUUUAGGGAGUGGGGGGGUGGGUAAGUCGGCCUUGACUGUGCAGUUUGUCACUGGGACGUUCAUUGAGAAAUAUGACCCCACCAUUGAAGACUUCUAUCGUAAGGAGAUUGAAGUGGACUGUUCCCCAUCCGUACUUGAAAUCUUGGAUACAGCAGGGACUGAACAGUUUGCUUCCAUGCGAGAUCUGUAUAUUAAAAAUGGCCAAGGUUUCAUCCUAGUUUACAGCCUGGUAAACCAACAGUCUUUCCAGGACAUUAAGCCAAUGAGGGACCAAAUUGUCCGUGUGAAGAGAUAUGAAAAGGUUCCUCUCAUCUUAGUGGGGAAUAAAGUGGACCUGGAAUCGGAGAGGGAGGUCUUGUCGGCAGAAGGCCGAGCGCUGGCUCAAGAGUGGGGGUGCCCCUUCAUGGAGACGUCUGCCAAGAGCAAGACCAUGGUGGACGAACUGUUUGCGGAGAUCGUCAGGCAAAUGAACUAUGCAUCACUGCCUGAAAAGCAAGAUCAGUGUUGUACGACUUGCAUUGUCCAGUGAGAGAGACAGAGAGCAAAACCUCAAUCAUGGCCAUACAGAGCAGAUAAAACUCAGAGGAAAUUUGCACAGAUGCUGCUUUGGAGAACUCUUUCAGCCCAGGCUGCAGAACUGAGCCUUGCAAAACCCUCUCUUUCUCUCUCUCUCUCUUUAGAGCACAUUUCCAGGCAUCGGCGUGCAAAUGUUUGGCAGCAGCAGCUGCGGAGAACAGUAGGCCUGCAACAGAAUUGCUUAGCAUGUUUACCAUAUGUUUGAAAUCUGUUCUUUAUCUCUUGGUCCUCCUUUUUUU